Drosophila bipectinata is the source of this 1235-nucleotide messenger RNA. Its product is annotated as UBX domain-containing protein 2B. Gene Ontology annotation, cellular component: cytosol; nucleus. The record is from RefSeq and is a predicted model, not a curated record. Gene Ontology annotation, biological process: nuclear membrane reassembly; autophagosome assembly; membrane fusion. NCBI's taxonomy places the organism in Eukaryota, Metazoa, Arthropoda, Insecta, Diptera, Drosophilidae. Gene Ontology annotation, molecular function: ubiquitin binding.
GCACAGGCGGCUUAGCUACAAUGAUCUGACCCUUGAAAAAACAUGUUUAUCUAAAUUAUAUCCAUCGAAAUCGGACACGGAAUUGGUGGUGCGGCUGCCCAGAUGACCGAUGAGCAGAAGCUAAACACCUUUAUGCAGCGGCAUGGUGUCAGGGAGGAGGUGGCACGCCGGUACUUGAGUGCCAACAACUGGGCCCUGGAUUUGGCGAGCAACAUCUAUGAGUCCGAUACGGCGGCUAAAAACAGUCCGGAUAAAAGCCAACGGUCAAAGAAGUCUGAAAAAUCGGAAAAGCCAGACCCUACGAUAGCGGAGAGUAGCCAUCGAGAUCUGCAGUCUCUGCGGAGUCAGCACUCGAGAAAACAAUCCGAUAGUGAUGGCUACCAAGCCGAGAUGUCGGUUUCGGGAAGCUCAUCCGCCCACGACGUAGCAAGUAAUAAACGUGUGGCUAUCGAAGACUCCACUCCGGCCCUGACCACCAACGACAGCGACCGGAGUCUGCGCGUCUGGGGCCAUGGAAUUCCGCUGGGCAGCGCCCAUCCCAUUAACCCACCACCAGCCCGAGCCACCACGGAGGACUCGGACACUGAACCCACCGACGACGAGCACACCAUUGUGGUUCUGCAUCUCUGGUCCGAAGGAUUCUCCCUGGACGAUGGUACCCUGCGGCCAUAUGCCGUUCCGGAAAACGAACGAUUCCUUCGGGCCGUAUUGCGCGGCGACUUCCCUAUUGAGAUGCUGGACAAUCGGCCUCGGGUCGAGCUGAGUGUCCAGGAUCAUACCAACGAACGCUUCCGCACCCUCUCACGCAAACAGUUCCUGGGACCAGGUCGCUCUUUGGUCAAUCCCUCGCCAACAUUAGCCUUGCCCAUUCCAGGAUCCCAGGUUGCGAUGCAGGCAGUCCAGCUGAACGAGGGAGCUGCCAUUACCACGGUGCAAAUGCGGUUGGCGGAUGGUAGCCGUGUAACAGGCCGCUUCAACCUCACCCAUAAUAUCGGAGACCUGUAUCGAUAUGCCCGAUUGGCCAGGCCCCAGUUUUCCGAUCGCAGCUUCGUCCUGAUGACAUCCUUCCCGAGACAGGAACUCCAAGAAACGGACACACGCACCCUAGGGCAGGCCAAUCUCUGCAAUGUGGUGGUCAUUCAACACCUAAACGAGGAGCAAGAGGACCUAGUGUCGAGUGAUUCCUCUGAAUAGAUUGUUAAAUAAAUAGACUGAUUAGAUGGAUUCGGCUUAAA